Messenger RNA from Ilex paraguariensis (yerba mate), 627 nucleotides. The record is from the annotation of a GenBank genome assembly. Lineage: Eukaryota; Viridiplantae; Streptophyta; Magnoliopsida; Aquifoliales; Aquifoliaceae.
AUGAGUCUCUCUGUGGCACAAGGAUUCACCAAGUCUCUCGCUAUGACUGUGCUAUCGGAGAUCGGAGACAAGACGUUUUUUGCUGCUGCGAUCUUGGCAAUGCGUCACCCUCGGAGACUCGUAUUGACAGGAUGUUUGGCAUCUUUGAUCGUGAUGACUAUUCUAUCUGCUCUUGUUGGCUGGGCUGCUCCGAAUCUGUCUUAUUCUAUUUCACCUGACAGGGAGGAUGAAGAAUUUGCUGAAGUUGAAGCAAAAUUGGAUGCUGAUCUGAAAGCUAAUACUGGAACAGCCAAAGAGAAUAACAAGGUUGAUGAUGAUUUGAAAAAGCAGAGGCGGCCAAUCCUCACUCACUUCUUCUCACCCAUCUUUUUGAAGGCAUUUUGCAUUACUUUCUUUGGUGAAUGGGGUGACAGGAGCCAGCUAGCUACCAUUGGGUUGGCAGCAGAUGAGAAUCCGUUCGGUGUUGUUCUUGGUGGAAUCUUAGGGCAAGCUUUGUGUACUACGGCUGCAGUCCUGGGAGGAAAGAGAUUGGCAACUCAGAUAUCUGAGAGAAUAGUUGCUCUCUCAGGUGGAGUUCUUUUCAUCGUUUUUGGGGUCCAGUCCUUCCUUUCUACCGUUGAAUCAUGA